ACCUCUGUUUCUCCUCACUGCAUUAGUGAAGUACAACCUGCAGCUCUCCCCUCCUCCCAGCCCUUCUGUCCUCCCCCUCCUGCCUGGCGCAGGCACACCUCUCCUGCUCGGCUCUCCUAGUUGCACACACACAGCUAGGCUUCCCCUCCUGCCUUGUGUGCCUGUGCUCAGCCCGGUGGGUAACCCCUCCAGCAAACAGCAGCGGCUUCAUCUCCAGAGACGCACAACCUACAGCAAUUACAGCAGCAGCGACGGCAACACCAUAAGCGUUGCAGCAGACACCAAAGAUGCUGGCCCGAAAGAUAAAACUCUGGGAUAUCAACGCCCAUAUAACAUGUCGCUUGUGCAAUGGAUACCUUGUCGAUGCUACUACUGUAACGGAGUGCUUACAUACCUUUUGCAGAAGUUGUUUGGUGAAAUAUCUGGAAGAAAAUAACACCUGCCCCACAUGUAGAAUUGUCAUUCAUCAGAGCCAUCCACUACAGUAUAUAGGUCAUGACCGAACAAUGCAAGAUAUCGUCUAUAAACUUGUGCCCGGUCUCCAAGAAGUGGAAAUGCGUAAACAGAGGGAAUUUUAUCACAAACUUGGUAUGGAAGUACCAGGGCACAUCAAAGCAGAAACCUGUACUGCAAAGCAAUAUGUAGAAGUCCACAGAAACGGUGAAACAAAAGCAGAUGAACACACAAAUAAAGAGACCACAGAAGAAAAGCAGGAAGAAGACCAUGACUAUCACAGAAGUGACGAACAGGUGAGCAUAUGUUUAGAAUGCAACAGCAGCAAACUGCGUGGACUGAAGCGAAAAUGGAUACGCUGUUCAGCACAAGCAACAGUCUUGCAUCUAAAGAAAUUCAUAGCCAAAAAACUUAAUUUAUCAUCAUUUAACGAGUGCAUGUCCGGACAACGCAAGGAUGAAGAAGAUUGGUCUGUGCUGCUCGUACAAAAGUACCCAGGGCUGGUGCAGUUUUCAGUCAGCAGGAGCAACAGCCCAGGAUAUCAGUUGGAUAUAUUAUGCAAUGAAGAAAUACUUGGCAAGGAUCACACACUCAAGUUCGUUGUAGUCACGAGAUGGAGAUUUAAGAAAGCACCACUUCUCCUGCAUUACAAACCAAAAAUGGACUUACUGUAAAGGAUCUUCAUUGCCCUGUAAGGACUGAUGUUUUGCAGAGACUAUCAUGGGCACAGGCUUAGUGUAUCACAUCACUUACAACAUGGGACCUGACCCAGCGGAUUUAAGGCCAGAAGAUUUAAUGCAUUAAGAGAAGGACCUGUGCUUCUAGAAAUUUCUGUUACAUUACAUGGAUUCUAGAGUUCUGGAAAGGAAAAUAUUUAUACUUUUGUACAAAAAAAAAAUUACAAAAGAGCUAAUUUUUUCACAAAUCAAGACACUGCUCUCAUCUUUAAGAGCCUACAGCUGGUGCACACACAAGCAUCGAUUGUAUAUGCCUAGGUGCUGGUUAAAAUGUAUUGUUUGAAAGUCACAGGUUAACACCAAAUUACCUUAGGAUGCUUUUUUGUUAAAAUUCUCUGCCAAGGACCUAUUAUGCUCUAAAUGUACGGUUUAUGGGUUUCAGCCAAUUCAUGUUUUUGAGACAAUUUGUUAGAUAUAACAGUCAGGUAGCAAUAUGUAGGGGAAAUGAGGUGAAGAGAAGGAAUAUAACCUACCCAAACAUUCGAACAUGGAAGAAAAUUACAUUUAAAAAAAAAAAAAAACAGUUCCGCUCUCCGUGGUUGUAUUUGUUGUUCUCUAUUCC
This is a messenger RNA of Xenopus laevis (African clawed frog), 1752 nucleotides long. RefSeq names its product polycomb group RING finger protein 3 (gene pcgf3.S). The transcript is spliced from 10 exons. Gene Ontology annotation, cellular component: PcG protein complex; nucleus. The coding region runs from base 288 to 1127 and encodes 279 amino acids. The record is from RefSeq and is a predicted model, not a curated record. Lineage: Eukaryota; Metazoa; Chordata; Amphibia; Anura; Pipidae.